UUGUACGUGUGCCUCUGCCGUUUUUGCGUAACGUUCCAAAGUCGGUAAUGGCGGGCUGCUUGGAUCAAGUUGGUUCGAUGCGGACCCGAUGAAAGUGCGUUACCAGUGGGCGAAAUUUUAGAAUAUCAACCUAACUAUGGCCGCUGCGUGCAUAAUUCUCGACUCGGAUGGUGAUGACGAAGUCGACUGCGGCUCGUGCGAGGUUCCUACCACGCCAGCGCGCGACGUUUCGCGGACUGGCGACGCAGUGCCGUUUGUGGAUUUGUGCAGCGAUGUCGAAGAAAACGACUGCGACGAUCUCCUGGUCGACGCCGCGCCGUCUAAAACCCAGGAAAAAUCAUCACCAGAGGAACGCCGCAGCAAGGGCGUGGUGAUGACGUCGACUCCGGCUGAGGCACCCCCACAAACGAGUGAGAACAGCGGCAGGAACAGCACCUCCGAAUGUGAGGUCCAUCGUGGCAGCCUGUGGGACAGCGACGAUGAGGAGCUAGCACCGCUGUCGGCUAGGCUGCAGCCGCGACAAGCCAGCAGCAGUCUACCAAAUAUGAAGACAAGCCCACAGGAUACCAAGGCAAGCUCACAAGACACUAAGACAAGCCCACAGGAUAUGAAAAUGAGCCUACAGAAUAUGAAGACAAGCCCACAGAAUGUAAUAACAAGCCCGCCGAAACGGAAAAUGGUACACAGAAUUUCUGACAGUGAGGAUGAAGACGGGCUUCCAGAUCUGGGACAUGUAAUUGGUACUUGUGUAGGAGCCGGGGGGAACGCUCGUCCUCUGACCAUGAAUGGUCAGCCUGCCCCCGCAGUGCCUGCGGCAGACACGGUUACACAUGCAAGUAUUUUUUUUUCUAUCUUUUAUUUUGCUGCCACCGAGACUGGUACUACCAGCAUUAAUUAA
Messenger RNA from Dermacentor silvarum, 898 nucleotides. RefSeq lists its product as uncharacterized. The transcript is spliced from 3 exons. NCBI's taxonomy places the organism in Eukaryota, Metazoa, Arthropoda, Arachnida, Ixodida, Ixodidae. Bases 137 to 898 code for a protein of 253 amino acids. The record is from RefSeq and is a predicted model, not a curated record.